AUGAAGAGUGACUUUAACUCACAUUUUGCAUAUUUUGUAACAGAUUUAGAUUUAGAAAGGCUCGAAGGAGAUGCGUUAGGACAUACUAAGUUAGUUGCUCGUCUCCAUUUUAAAUCAAGUUUCCAAAAUGUAAGGAAAUCGCCGCUCGUAUAUUCCAAGAAUCGAGUCGUGGAGACUGCAGUGGACGCGCAGUACUUGCGGAUAUUGCAGUUUCUCGUCGAAGGGCGCUGCAGGUUGUGGAAGGGCAGGGUUUGUACUGUUUGA
Molecule: messenger RNA, 264 nt
Organism: Macrosiphum euphorbiae (potato aphid)
Lineage: Eukaryota; Metazoa; Arthropoda; Insecta; Hemiptera; Aphididae
Source: the annotation of a GenBank genome assembly